UUUGCGACGGUGUGCUUCUCCAGUUUCCGACAGUGUGGCUGUCGAAGCGCAACUGCUGUGAAUAAGCCGUUUUCGUUUCCUGUUUUAAGUUCCAAAAACUCGUCUUUUUAUUUUUUCAAACUAAUUAUCGACAUACAUAACUAUAUCGAUAACCUAUUUAUUGGUCGUAUCAGUCAAAAAUACGUGUUUUAACAGCUUCAGUUCCAUUCUGAAGUUACAACUCGAGGCCCGGUGGGGAGUUAGAUCGAGCGGCUCUGAAAGUUUGUUGUUGUCACGUGACGUAAUACGAAUGCGGCGAUAAAGUUUUUGUUUCGUUAUCAAAAGUACCAUACUACAUUUCAACACUAUCUAUUCAAGUAAAUAUUUUAAAACAAUGCCUCAAUCAAAAUACAGGAAGAUUGCUGUGAUUGGGUACAGAUCUGUAGGAAAGUCUUCUCUCACGAUACAGUUCGUGGAAGGACAGUUUGUAGAUUCCUAUGACCCUACCAUUGAAAACACCUUCAACAAAAUGGUGUCUGUCAAUGGUCAAGAUUUCAAUCUUCAAUUGGUCGAUACUGCUGGUCAGGACGAGUAUUCUAUUUUUCCUCAGUCUCAUUCAAUGGACAUACAUGGUUAUGUCUUGGUCUAUGCAGUAACCUCCAUGAAAAGUUUUGAAGUUGUUCAGGUUCUUCAUGACAAGCUGCUAGAUAUGGUUGGGAAAAUACAGGUGCCAACUGUUCUUGUUGGGAACAAAAAAGAUCUCCACAUGGAAAGGGUGAUCAAGCCAGAGGAAGGGAAGAAGCUGGCUGACUCAUGGGGAGCAGCAUUCAUGGAGUCUUCUGCCAAGGAGAAUGAGACCGCGGUAGAGGUGUUCAAGCAGAUCAUCUUGGAGAUGGAGAGGGCGGAUGGGAACGUUCCCUCAGAGGAUAAAAAGUGUGCAGUGAUGUAAGAGACUCACCAGGACAGCAGUAAGCUCAUUGGCCAAUGCCAGGAGACACAACAUCACCAGCCUGCCAAUUAUGAUCUCCACAGCACCAAGGGGCCUGCAAUGUGGCCUUUAUAAUUCGACAGUGUUUUUCAAAGGCAGUCAAUCACAUUCAAGGCUGAUUUAAGGAGAACUGACAGGUGUCACACAAGGGUUUCAUUGUCUGGUUUACUGAAGUCUAUAAUGUUCAUGAGAAAACAGAACCUAUGAAUAUGCCAAAUGUCACAAUCCCAAACUUCACAACAACAAAAACAUAUUCCUGAUAUUUCAAUAAUUUCUAUCUACUAGUUAAUCACGUGUGAACAGGUUGAGUGCUGACUGGAUAGUGCCCCAAACUCUCAUUGGCUAGCUUUACCUUGUACAUAGUAAAGGCUGAACGUAAUGCCUGAAAAAACAUGCCUGACUCCUUUUCUCAGGUCAUCUGUAUACUUCACUGAAUAUACUGGCCAUGGCUGAUAUUGCCCACAGUUCACUCUGCAUUUGUGUGAGCGUUGGAAAGUCAGUAUAAUUCACAACUGGUUAAUGUCUUGGUUAUUGUACUUUGGGAUUUAUUUUCCUUCACACAACAUGUGUGUUGUGGAAAUAUAGUUCCUUUUGCAUUGGUCUUAGCAAUUUUGUUUUGUACAGAACAGUGUUCAAGUCAGCUUCAGAAUACACUUCAGUCUUGAACUGUAAAUCAUGCCAAUUUGUAUUUUCUAGAACACAUUUAUGUUCGUGAGGACUUUAGUUCUCUUUCCCUUCCUUUUCCCUUCCUCUAUGAUUUACCUGUCAUUUCACUGUAUAAUUACACUAUAAUUAUCUAGGCCCCCUUGAAUGAAGUUUAGACUAGAAGAGAGUGGAAGGGAUAGUUAUAUUUAUAAGUUCUGGCUUUUUGAUCCCAGAGAACUAGGACCCUAGUAGACAGAUGUUUGAUAGUGUUGUUGGUUAUUUCUUGAGACAGUACCAUUUUGUUCAGCAGCUUAUUGAAUAAAAUGUAUUGACUAUAAUUAAUAAGAUAAUGAAAAUCUUAUUAAUUUACUGAUAAUUCCUUACCACCGUGGGCUACAAACCAGUUAAUGGGGACCACAGCAUCUGCUGGUUUAAUUUUUUAAUCUUUUUUUUUUAUUCCAGAAGUAUAGGGUUAUUCAUGCAAAACAUGGUUACCUUAUAAUGCAUUAUGACUUAUGGA
Molecule: messenger RNA, 2132 nt
Organism: Esox lucius (northern pike)
Lineage: Eukaryota; Metazoa; Chordata; Actinopteri; Esociformes; Esocidae
Gene: rhebl1
Product: Ras homolog, mTORC1 binding like 1
Exons: 8
Coding region: 374-928 (184 amino acids)
Biological process (GO): small GTPase-mediated signal transduction
Cellular component (GO): plasma membrane
Molecular function (GO): GTP binding; GTPase activity; GDP binding
Source: RefSeq, a predicted model, not a curated record